Molecule: messenger RNA, 1385 nt
Organism: Trichomycterus rosablanca
Lineage: Eukaryota; Metazoa; Chordata; Actinopteri; Siluriformes; Trichomycteridae
Gene: gcnt7
Product: glucosaminyl (N-acetyl) transferase family member 7
Exons: 4
Coding region: 104-1375 (423 amino acids)
Cellular component (GO): membrane
Molecular function (GO): acetylglucosaminyltransferase activity
Source: RefSeq, a predicted model, not a curated record
GACUGCAGCAUUUCGUAAUGUUUAACCUUAUUUGAUAAAAGGACUGGAACUGGCUGUGACUGCAAGGUGAUUGUACAUGGUCUGAACUUCCUGAUGCUGGAUUAUGCUCCAUAUUGGGAGUGUCAAGUGUAGUUUUCUCCUGUGUCUCGGAAUCAGCAUCUUCAUUUGCUCAGUCAUCUAUAUCAAAGGCCAGCCAUCCUAUGCUCUCAAGGUGCCGCAGCGUGCACUGAGAUGUCGCCCAUUUCCUCAAUACUGCAAAGCUUUGCCCCCCAGCUUCCCUUACACGAGAUGGCAAAGAACAGAAUGCCAAGAGGUGAGCUUCUUGGAAGGUCCACUGAACUGCUCCAGAAUGCAGUCCGAGCUUCACUUUAUCAUGACGCCUCUGAGCAAAGAAGAGGAAGACUAUCCUCUGGCCUUCAUCAUCACCAUUCACAAAGACCUAGAAACGUUUGUGCGUCUGCUGAGAGCCGUGUACGCCCCGCAAAACAUUUACUGCAUUCACGUCGAUUUCAAAGCUUCAGAAGAGUAUAAAGCAAGUGUUGAACACCUGGCUGAGUGUUUUCCCAAUGUCUUUCUUGCCUCGAUUAGCGAGACAGUGACCUAUGCUGGUUUUUCUCGCUUAAAAGCAGACAUCAACUGCAUGAAAGACCUAGUAAGGUCAACAGUAAAAUGGAGGAAGGUGAUAAACCUGUGUGGCCAGGAUUUCCCUAUCAAAAGCAACCUGGAGCUGGUCCGGUAUAUGCAAGCAGCAGAAUGGAGAGACAAGAAUAUGACUCCAGGGGUCAAGCAGCCAGAGUACAUGCAACACCGGACACAAAUACAAUAUGUAGAAGUUAAAGGGCAGUAUGUGGCCCCUAGGGGCCAAAGAAACAAAAAGAGCUCUCCUCCACACAACCUCCAGCUCUACUUUGGUACAGCCUACUACACUCUGACAAGAGCAUUCGUGGAGUACGUACUCAAGAGUACAGUGGCCAAAGACCUGCUCGAAUGGUCUAAAGAUACCUACAGCCCUGACGAGCACUACUGGGUAACCCUUAACCACAUGAAAGACGCACCAGGCAGUAAAGUAAAUGGUGGAUGGGAGGGAGACAUACGGGCCAUUAAAUGGAAAGAUCAAGACGGAAAAUCACACCAAGGAUGUAACGGAAGCUACGUCAGGGACAUCUGUGUUUACGGAAUAGAGGACUUACCCUGGAUAAUCCUGAAGAAUUCGAUGUUUGCUAAUAAGUUUGACAGCACUGUUUUCCCUGAGGCUCUGGACUGCAUUGAGCAGUGGCACAGGCACAAAGUUCUACUGCAAGCACUAGUGCCCAUUCAAUUAUCAUGGCAACUUGCAACAGAAGUCAAUAUCAGCAGUGUCUCCGAAGCUAUUUAAAGGUCACUAU